This is a messenger RNA of Tachysurus vachellii, 3781 nucleotides long. RefSeq names its product calcium-independent phospholipase A2-gamma-like. Bases 141 to 2906 code for a protein of 921 amino acids. The record is from RefSeq and is a predicted model, not a curated record. Gene Ontology annotation, cellular component: membrane. Gene Ontology annotation, biological process: arachidonate metabolic process. NCBI's taxonomy places the organism in Eukaryota, Metazoa, Chordata, Actinopteri, Siluriformes, Bagridae. The transcript is spliced from 9 exons.
GUACUGUACUGCAUGUUAGUGGAACCUGUUAACGCUCACUGGUGCAGUUACACAGGAACUGAGUGCUUUGGAGUCUUUGGCUAAGCUUACAUAUUUCACUUCUGGGAUCCGUUUUCUCUCAUAGUGUGUGUAUGUGACUGAUGGGGCGAUACGUCAGUACAAAUCUGGGGACAACCUUUGGACUACAGAGGUUGCAGUUACUGUAUGGUAUACGGAACCUGCUCACUAGCAUCAGAGCUUUGUCUCACCUUGCUCGGACAUCUUGUCCCAUUAAACCCCACAGGUUAUACCUGAACUGCCACCCCUCAGAAUGUAAUUCUGGCUGGAACAAUUUCUUCAAAAAGUCAAAGCAGAGACCUAUGAGGACCACAUAUCCUAGUCUGAAACAUGAAGCUAAACUGUACAAUGUCCAAGUUUCUCGAAUGUUUUCUGCUUCAAAAAGGGAGACGUUUAAACAAGAAGUUCCAUUAAGGGUUAAAGAUACUGUUCAGAUGCAGUGGAUGCAAAUAAGAUUUGGAGACACUUUCAAGCGCUUGUCUAAACACAUAAAUAUGUAUUUUAAGCAGAAAGAGAUGUCUGCAUCUUGUGGGACUGGUCAGGCUGUAUUUGUCUCUGUAAUGCAGAAGCCUUUUAUUGGGGUGCAGAGACAAGCCCAGACCCAAAAUACCACUGAAGGCAAAGAGGCUAGAGAGCUUAAACAAAUGCAAUAUCCAUCUAUUAGCCAGUCUCAGGAAUCACAUUUGACUUCAGGAUAUCCAGGAUUGCAACUGUUUCAUAUGAGUUCUCUAGUGACCAGAUUUGGGGAGAGCUAUAGCUAUGUAGCCAGUCACAUAAACUCUGUCUUCUUGAAACAAGUCUAUAAGGAGGUGCCCUCAUCUGAAGAUAUACUUGGAAUAAACAGGACAAUAUUUAAAAGAGUUGGCAAAAAUCAGAUCAAAGAAAAUAUGUCACAAGAAACUGGCCAAACUCACUAUAAUGAAGCCACAUUAGAUGUUAACAACACUGAUGUUUGUAGCUCCUUGGAGGAAGGGUAUCUUCAUUUUGCUCGUCAUAUCAACCGAUACUUUGGUGCAAAAGUGACAGAUACUGUUAAGGAAUCAACACAUCAGCAAGGCAAGGAUUCAGAUAGGAACACGUUGGUGUACUCUAUGGACCAUCAGAAAAGUUGUGCAGAAUCACGGGACACUCUUCCCCUCCGUCCAAAAUCUCUUUUCCAUAUGAGCAACCUUACGACACACUUUGGUGAAAACUAUGCCUACAUGGCCACUCACAUCAACCACUAUUUCAAAAGCUCUACAGCUGCAGAUGAGCAUUUGGAGAGAGAUCCAUACAGUGAACAAUCUGGAAGUACUCAGGAGAAACAAUCAUCCUUUUUACAGGGCCUUUUAAACCACAUUGGCAUUCAAAGACCUGGGCGGGGCUACCUUGGAAGGGCUUCUAUUAGUCCUACCACUGUAGACCCUGCGCUAGACAGAGUGGCAAUGAGAAGACAGCUGGCAGAGGACAGGACUCGAUUUCUACUGGCAAAUCUGGAGAAAGCCAGGGCACGUUCCUCCAUCAGCUCCUGUGUAGAAGAUUUGAACGCUCACCUAAUUCUCAACCCAACAUGCAAGAGUGUUGUGUGGCAGGAAAAAUCAGCAAUGCAUAUACUGAAGCACUGCCGGCUGUUUUGGAUGGAUAAGAAACUUCAAGCUGCCUUUAGAGAAACUCUAGCCCUGAUUGGCUAUAUGGAUCCUCUCAAAGGUUGGGGGAUACGCAUGUUGUCCAUCGAUGGUGGUGGCACCAGGUACAGACGCCACAAAUAUCUGAACGUUUUUUUUUAUAACUACAGAUUUACAUUACUAAAAUCAUUCUUAAAAAAAUUUUGGGCAAAAAUGACAAAGAAUACAGGGUGGAAAAUGCGAUCUUAUGAUUGCUUCUUCUACAGAGGGGUUGUUCCACUCCAGGUACUAAAACAGCUGGAGGCUCGGACAGGAAAACGGGUUUAUCAGCUCUUUGACUAUGUGUGUGGAGUGAGCACAGGAGCUGUUUUGGCCUUUAUGUUGGCUUUGGCUCAUUUCUCGAUAGAGGAGUGUGAGGAAAUGUACAGACGUUUUGGCUCAGAUGUUUUCCGACAGAACCCUCUGGUUGGCACUGUAAAAAUGGGCUGGAGUCACUCAUACUACAACACAGAGAAAUGGGAGAUGAUCCUGAAGGAGAAAAUAGGUGACCAGCUUCUUGUGAGAACAGCCAGAGAUGACCGGAGUCCUAAGGUGUCUGCAGUGAGUGCAGUAGUGAACUGGGGUACCAGUCCAAAACCCUUUAUAUUUAGAAACUAUAAUCACUCUCCAGGACGCCUCAGUCGUUACGCAGGGGGAUCUGGGUACCAGCUUUGGCAAGCAGUACGAGCUUCUUCUGCUGCUCCAGGAUACUUCCAGGAAUUUCCCUUAUAUAACGACAUACAUCAGGAUGGAGGGAUAAUUCUGAAUAAUCCCUGUGCUCUUGCUGUCCAUGAAAGCCGGCUACUCUGGCCCAAUCAGCAGUUCCAGUGUGUGCUGUCUCUAGGAACUGGUCGAUAUGAUAAUGCCAGAAGGGGCCCUGCUACAUCUACUAGUCUCAGAGCCAAAAUCAGCAACUUAAUCAGCAGUGCCACAGACACUGAGGGUGUGCACACAUUGCUGGCGGAUCUGCUAGAGCCAAAUGUGUAUUUUCGCUUUAACCCAAUGCUGAGUGCUGAGGUCUCACUGGAUGAAAGCAGGCCUAGUGCUCUGAAGCAACUUCAGCUGGACACUCAGCAGUAUUUAGAGAGGAACGAAGCCAAAAUGAAACUGCUUUGCAGUGUACUGGGUGAAGAACGCACCACACUCGGGAGAACACGCGACUGGAUCAGUGAGAAAGCCUGGCAGCUACAGCAGCACUGGGCAUGAAUGGACAAAAAGACAUGGGUUUAGUGUCACUAAACUUUGCUCUUUGGGUAAUAUUCAAAAGAUUUGGUAUGAAUUAUAAAGCACCUUUAGAUGCACCAUGGUGUCACAUAAAAAUACACUAUUGAAAACUAUUGUACUGUACAUAUUAAGCUGUUAUAAGAGGAAUGUGUUGUGGAAUAUUAUUUCAGGUCAGUCAACUCUAAACAGGAUCGAGUGACUACAUUUUAACAUGUUUCAGACCUCAUUUAUUAAUUAACAGAGUUAUUUCACAGUUUUCUAAUUUCCUACAUACAGUACACUGACUUUAUUUUCUUGCUGUUUAUAUUAGCUAUUUAUACAAUACAGUGUGGAUAAUGUGCCAGCUUUCUACUGUAUGUUAUGCAACAACUUUAGUACUUUGUUAACACUGAAAAUAUUUAGAUGUUUUCAAGAGUUAGGACUUGUUUCAGAUAUAAAAAUAAAAUUAUUUAGAUAUAAAUAUAGAUGAAUCGGGUAUUUUUUGUGUAAUGAUCAGCAUGUCUUUACAUGUAUAAAUGUCCUGUAAAUUAAAGUAAUUUAUAUUUAUUUAUGGGGGGUCACGGUGGCUUAGUGCUUAGCACGUUCGCCUCACACCUCCAGGAGGUUUGAUUCCCGCCACCGCCUUGUGUGUGUGGAGUUUGCAUGUUCUCCCCGUGCCUCGGGGGUUUCCUCCGGGUACUCCGGUUUCCUCCCCCGGUCCAAAGACAUGCAUGGUAGGUUGAUUGGCAUCUCUGGAAAAUUGUCCAUAGUGUGUGAUUGUGUGAGUGAAUGAGUGUGUGUGUGCCCUGCGAUGGGUUGGCACUCCGUCCAGGGUGUAUCCUGCCUUGAUGCCCAAUGACGCCUGAGAUAGGCACAGG